AUGAUUCGAACAAACCUACAUCACCUUAUGAACGAGGAAAAGAACCUCCGAAUCACAAGCCUCAUUUCAAGAAAACUCGUAUCGUUUUGCAUCGUCAUAAUUAAAGUUUUAGUUCUUCUGGUAGCACUUUCUUCUCUAAUAUUCUUAGCUCUCGAGACAAUUGAACCUUUUAAUCUGAGAAGCGAGGAUUUUCUGGAAAUUUCUUCCAGACGAGUGAGGCGAUAUAAGGAAUAUUGCGUGAUUGAAAAUGUUUUGGUUCCAAAGGUACCAAACAGUAAAGACAGCUAUAUAAGAAUAACCUUGGUGCUCCACUUAAGCAGUAAUUAUCUUGAUCGGCGUCUUGUUGAGCAGGUUGGCGCUUGGGAUGGCCCCAUUUCGCUGACGAUUGUGCUUCCAGAAACAGAAACUCGAAGUGCUAUGUGGAGUGCAGAAAAACAGGCAUUUUAG
Molecule: messenger RNA, 447 nt
Organism: Enterobius vermicularis (human pinworm)
Lineage: Eukaryota; Metazoa; Nematoda; Chromadorea; Rhabditida; Oxyuridae
Source: the annotation of a GenBank genome assembly